AUGAGCAAGUUUGGGCAACUUUUUGGCUCAGCGAAUCGACAACGUUGUGUGGGCCUUCUAAAAAAGGUGACCCCCCUGCGACCAAAACCCGAGAUUGGUCAUGAUUCGGCCGUACUGAUUCCCCUUAUGUACUACGAUGGUAAACCCACAAUCCUUUACACUAAACGCUCAAUGCGUUUACGGCUCCAUCCUGGGGAAGUAAGUUUUCCUGGCGGUAAAAUUGAUGCACAUAUGGAUGAAGAUGCUGUGACAACUGCUCUUAGGGAAUUGGAGGAGGAGGUUGGCAUUCCAAAGCGAUUUGUUGAUGUAUGGACAACAUUCUGCCCCUGUCCAACAGCAUCAACCUCUAGUUUCAUCAAUCCCGUGGUUGGUUUCUGUGGCUACUACAACUCGCAUACUGGCACCAUUUCGAACAGUCCUGACGAUGGUCAGUCCCACGAUGGUUCCGUGAAGCUGGCCGUCAACGAGGCAGAAGUGGAGAGUCUUGUCUUUCGGUCCAUCGAUUGGCUGUGCGACAAGCGCAACUUUCACUACGCCUUCUUCUGCGAGCACCGCGCCGUCCCAUUCACCGGCAUCUCCAGCCUACGCUCGCGUCCCUAUAAGCCACUUCUGGCUUACUUGCUAUUACAAGUCAAGUGUAGGCCCGGGAAAUCCGAUGCUCAAGCCCGGAUCUAUCCGCUUCUUGAGCUUAACGCCACCUAUUGA
Dibothriocephalus latus is the source of this 705-nucleotide messenger RNA. The record is from the annotation of a GenBank genome assembly. NCBI's taxonomy places the organism in Eukaryota, Metazoa, Platyhelminthes, Cestoda, Diphyllobothriidea, Diphyllobothriidae.